GCUCCGUAAAGAAAGCCGCCACGAAAAUUAUGGAAAAAUGGACGGUGGCGUGUGUUCAGUAAUGUUCUGUUUCCCCGAAUGAUAAAUAAUUAUAGGAUAAUCGAUGAUAAAUUAAAAUUGUGCAAUCGUUCUAUGGAAAAAAGAAAUUAAUUUUUAUAAGUUCAUCGGUACAAGUGCGACGUGACUAACGAGGUAUACUGUGGAGGGAUAAACUGGAGUCGGAUCGGAGCAACAUGGCGAGCCCUUCGCCACAGUCGUCGCCCAUGCCUCCACCCCAAGCACCUAGUCCAAUGGGUCCACCUCAGCAAGCACCAUCACCUUCUAAUCCCCAGGGGAGUCCUAUGGGGCCACCACAGCAUCAUCCACACAGCCCGACCCAGGGUUAUCCUGGGGGACCAGCGCCAUCAGGACCGCCUAUGACACAGCCGCCUCCACAGCAACCACCGCCGCAGGGGGCGAAUUAUCCACCGCAUUCGCAGGGAAUUCCAACUAAUAUGUCCCAGUCAAUCUCUUGUGGAGUGGGUCCAGGCUCGGGGCCAAUGGGUCCAGGACAAAUGGGCCCCGGAGGUGCUCUACCAAUGGGUGGUGGACCCAAUCAGAUGGGACCAGGAGGAAAUCAAAUGGGCCCAGGUCAAAUGCAACAACAACAGGGGCCACAAAAUGCCCCACCAAUGCCGGGAGGAGUCCUGCACAUGUCAGGGCCUCCGUCGAGUCAUAUGAACUCAUCUAUGCCAAGUCACAUGCCCCCUGGGGGUCCUCAGAAUAGCCAUAUACCGCCAGGUGGUCACAUGUCAAAUUCCUCGUCGACGGGGCACAUGAAUCCAGGGCACAUGCCCCCAGGAGGUCCUCCCCCUCCACCUAUGUCACAAGCGGGGCCUGGUGGUGGCCCCCACAUGCCUCCAAAUCAAAUGUCAGGCCCGGGCCAGAUGAUGACAGGAUCCGGAUCGAGUCAGAUGCCACCAAGUGCGAGUAUGGGUCCUCAGAUGGGCCAGAGGGGGCCGGGUCCCCACAUUCAGAAUGAAAUGAUGUCCAGCAGUCAAAUGCCUCAGACAAAUCCCAAUAUUCAGGGAGGUCCUCCUCCCUCCAGCGGUCACAUUCCACCUAAUCAGAUGCCUGGGACUCAGAUGAUGCCCUCCAGUGGCAGUCAGAUGGCACAGAGUCCUCAGGGCCCCAUGAAUCAGGCUCCUGGGCAUAUGCCGCCCAGUCAAAUGAUGCCGGUUUCUGAAUCCAAUCAGAUGCCACCAGGUCCCCCACCAAUGUCAGGCAAUGGAUCAAACCAAAUGGGGGCUGGAAUGGGUCAGAUGCCCAAUCAAAUGCCGCCAGCCAAUCAGAAUCCUCCCAUGCAGGGUGGAAUGGGACACAUGAGUGGUCCACCAUCGUCGGGACAUAUGAACGCCAGUCAUAUGCCACCUGGAGGACCUCCUCCCAUGAAUCAAAGCAAUCAAGGACACAUGGCUGGUGGCCCACCUGGCAAUGCUGCUGGGCACAUGCCUCCAGGGACACCUAAUACCCAGAUUGGUCCCAACAGUGGUCCCUCACCGAUGAGUCCGAAUAAUACGACCAGUCAAGGGGCACCUGGGCCAACUUCUGGACCUCCAAUGCCUCCUAAUUCGGGACAGGAGAAUCUUAAUGCUUUACAGAAGGCCAUUGAUUCCAUGGAGGAGAAGGGGCUUCAGGAGGAUCCUCGUUACUCGCAAUUGUUGGCACUCAGGGCUAAACAAGGUAGUGGCAUGGGGGAGAAACAAACAUUCAGCUCACAGCAGUUGCAACAACUUCGGGUACAGAUCAUGGCGUAUCGACUGCUUGCCAGGAAUCAACCAUUAUCACAACAGCUGGCACUGGCUGUUCAAGGUGGAGCCCCUCCUCCCGGUAUGGGUCAACGUCCAAUGGACUCUUCUCAAGGUCCAGUUACUUCUUCAGGUCCUCAAAUGCCGGGAAGUGGACCAACUGGCCAGCAGCGUCCACCAGUCCAGCCACCACAGGGUCCAGUACCGCAAGCACAACCCCAGCCGAAUCAGCCGACUCAGCAGAGCCAACAGCAGCAGCAACAACAACAACAGCAACAGCAGCAGCAACAACAGCAGCAGCAACAGUCAGGGGCAAAGACAAAUCGCGUGACAAGUGUCUCCAAGCCAGUAGGUCUUGAUCCCCUGCUGAUCCUUCAGGAACGUGAGAAUCGAGUUGCUGCUAGAAUAGCCCUGAGGAUGGAGCAAUUGAGCAAUUUGCCGACAAAUAUGCCGGAGGAUUUGCGUAUUCAAGCACAGAUAGAACUCCGAAUGUUGAAGGUCUUGAAUUUUCAACGUCAGUUAAGAACUGAAAUUCUGGCGUGCACCAGGAAGGAUACGACAUUGGAGACAGCUGUGAACGUGAAAGCUUACAAACGGACGAAACGUCAGGGUCUCAGGGAGGCCCGUGCCACGGAGAAGCUUGAGAAACAGCAAAAACUCGAGGCAGAGAGGAAACGACGUCUCAAGCACCAGGAGUUCCUCAGCUCUGUUCUCCAACAUGGCAAGGAUUUCAAGGAAUUCCAUCGUAAUAAUGUUGCAAAACUAUCGCGACUCAACAAGGCAGUUCUCAAUUAUCAUGCGAAUGCCGAGAGGGAGCAGAAGAAGGAGCAGGAGAGAAUCGAGAAGGAACGUAUGAGGCGACUGAUGGCAGAAGAUGAAGAGGGCUACAGAAAGCUCAUUGAUCAGAAAAAGGACAAACGUCUGGCGUUCCUAUUGUCACAGACAGACGAGUACAUCUGCAAUCUUACUGAGAUGGUCAAGCAGCACAAAAUGGAGCAGAAGAAGAAACAGGUGGAGGAGCAGAAAAGAAAGAAGCAGAAGAAGAAGAAGCUCCAGGAUGGAGAAACUGGGGAGGAUGGCACCCAGGUGGAUCAUCGGGUGAAUGUUGUCGAGGUGAAUACUGGAAGGACACUCACUGGGGAGGAGGCACCGUUGAUGAGCCAGCUGAAUGCCUGGCUUGAGGCCCAUCCUGGAUGGGAGGCCGUUGAAUCAGACAGCGAAGAGGAUGAUGAGGAUGAUGAGGAGAAUGACGAGAGGUCGGAGAGCAAAGACAGGUCGAAGGAAGGCACUGAUGCCGAUGCACAACACACAAUUGCCAAAGCCAAAGUCGAGGACGAUGAGUACAAAACUGAGGAGCAGACUUACUACAGUAUUGCCCAUACUGUUCAUGAAAGUGUCACUGAACAGGCAUCGAUAAUGGUCAAUGGUAAUCUCAAGGAAUAUCAGAUUAAGGGGCUCGAGUGGUUGGUAUCACUGUUUAAUAAUAAUCUCAAUGGAAUUCUGGCUGAUGAGAUGGGUCUUGGUAAGACCAUUCAGACAAUAGCACUUGUUACGUAUCUCAUGGAAAAAAAGAAGGUCAAUGGACCAUUCUUGAUAAUAGUACCUCUCUCGACUCUAUCAAAUUGGGUUCUUGAGUUUGAAAAGUGGGCGCCGAGUGUCGUUGUUGUUUCUUACAAAGGAUCACCAGCUGGUAGACGAGCUAUUCAGUCACAAAUGCGGGCGACAAAAUUCAAUGUACUGUUAACUACGUACGAGUACGUAAUCAAGGAUAAAGGAGUGCUUGCCAAACUCCAGUGGAAGUACAUGAUUAUUGAUGAGGGACACAGAAUGAAAAAUCAUCACUGCAAAUUAACGCAAGUGUUGAAUACACAUUACCUCGCACCUCAUCGUUUACUUCUCACUGGUACACCGCUUCAGAAUAAACUGCCGGAGUUGUGGGCACUGUUGAACUUCUUACUUCCAUCAAUCUUCAAGUCUUGCAGUACCUUUGAACAGUGGUUCAAUGCACCUUUCGCCACCACUGGGGAGAAAGUAGAGCUGAAUGAGGAGGAGACCAUUCUCAUCAUUCGUCGUUUACACAAAGUAUUGCGACCUUUCUUGCUGAGACGUUUGAAGAAGGAAGUCGAGUCACAACUGCCGGACAAGGUUGAGUACAUCAUCAAGUGUGAUAUGUCGGGCUUGCAGAAGGUGCUUUAUAAGCACAUGCAGAGCAAGGGAGUUCUACUCACCGAUGGAUCGGAGAAGGGAAAACAGGGCAAGGGUGGAGCUAAAGCUCUUAUGAACACAAUUGUACAGCUGAGAAAGCUGUGCAAUCAUCCCUUCAUGUUUCAAGCUAUUGAAGAGAAGUAUUGUGAGCAUAUUGGAGUCCAGGGUUCUGGAAUUGUUACGGGGCCUGAUUUGUACAGAGCAUCAGGGAAGUUCGAGCUUCUUGACAGAAUUCUACCAAAAUUGAAGGCAACUAAUCACAGAGUUCUGCUCUUCUGUCAGAUGACACAGCUAAUGACCAUCAUGGAGGACUAUCUCAGCUGGAGGGGCUUCAAGUACCUCAGGUUGGAUGGUACGACUAAAGCUGAAGACAGGGGUGAUCUCCUCAAGAAGUUCAAUGAUCCAGGGUCUGAUUAUUUUCUCUUCCUGUUAUCAACGAGAGCUGGUGGUCUUGGGUUGAAUCUCCAAGCUGCUGAUACUGUUGUUAUCUUCGAUUCUGAUUGGAAUCCUCAUCAGGAUCUUCAAGCACAGGACAGAGCGCACAGAAUUGGACAGAAGAAUGAAGUCAGGGUGCUGAGACUUAUGACUGUCAACUCUGUUGAGGAAAGGAUACUUGCAGCUGCUAGGUACAAAUUGAACAUGGAUGAGAAGGUCAUUCAGGCUGGUAUGUUCGAUCAAAAGUCGACGGGAUCAGAGAGACAGCAAUUCCUUCAAAGUAUUCUCCAUCAGGACGAUGCUGAUGACGAGGAGGAGAGCGAAGUCCCAGACGAUGACGUUGUUAAUCGUAUGAUUGCGAGGAGUGAAGGUGAGUUUGAAAAGUUCCAGAAGCUCGAUCUGGAGAGGAGAAGAGAGGAAGCUAAGCUGGGCUCCGAUAGGAAGCCCAGAUUACUCGAGGAGACUGAAUUACCUGACUGGCUCGUCAAAGACGAUGACGAGGUGGAGAGGUGGACGUAUGAGGAGGACGAGGAUGCCUUCUUGGGAAGAGGCUCUAGGCAGAGGAAGGAGGUCGAUUACACUGAUAGUCUUACUGAGAAGGAGUGGCUGAAGGCCAUCGACGACGAUGGAAUCGAGUACGAGGAAGAGGAGGAGGACGACAAGAGGAAGAAGAAAACGAGGAAACGUAAGAAGAAGGGCGAGGAGGACGAUGAGCCAUCCUCGAAGAAGAGGAGAGGUGGCACUGCUGACGCCAAGAUGAGGAAAGCUAUGAAGAAGCUUCUCAAAAUAGUGGUUAAUUAUACGGAAACUGCUGAUGGAAGGACUCUCAGUCAACCUUUUAUGAAGCUGCCAUCUAGAAGGGAAUUGCCUGAUUAUUACGAUGUCAUCAAGAAACCACUGACCAUUAAUAAGCUCAUGCAAAAGGUUGAAGAGGGAAAGUACUCGGAGAUGGAUGAGCUGGAGAAGGAUUUCCUGCAGCUUUGCAAAAACGCUCAGAUCUAUAAUGAAGAGAAUUCACUGAUUUAUGAGGACAGCAUGGUUCUUCAGAAUGUCUUUAUUGAGGCCAGGCAGAGGCUCGAGAAGGACGGCAAUAUAUCGGAUGAUGAUGGUGAGGAUGGGGGAUCUGAUGCUGACAGUGUCAGAAUGAAGAUCAAGAUGAAGGGGAGGAAGAGCGAGGGACGAACCGGUGGCAGGAGAAAACGAGUCACUAAGAAGUAUAUCUCGGAAUCAGACGAUGCUGAUGACAACUAAUCAAUCUUUUUAUUUUACCGAUUUUUUUUUUGUUUUUUUAUGAUUUGUAGUACGCGAUAUCACGAGGGAAUGAGGGAGACCAUGGGAUAAUCUGCGAAUUAAUUUUUGUUUGGUCCAGUGUACAGUAUCAAUAACUUGGAAUUAUGAAUGCAUUAGGGUUUCCUCAUCAGUUUAAUUUUUUUUUCCACUGUUCACUUGAUGUAGUUUUUAGGUCUUGAUCAUUUCGCUUAUGAUACCGGAAUUGAGUAGGAGUUUUAUUUAAUUAAGCAUUGGCAAAAAUUUUGGUCCAGAUAAUUUUUAUUCCGAGAGUUAUAGUGAAAUUCAAUCAAUUCAAGUGGUAAAUAUUUUUUCAGUCCCGACACAAUUGAUUUAUGAUGGACUCAAUAUACGUUUUCUAAUUUAGUCAAUGUAUUGUAGUUUAUGCUAUUAUAUUCUACGUAUAAGGAAAUAAAUUUGAUGAAUAUAAAAGGUGACUACUUAUGAAGAAAUAUACUGAUAAAAAUAACUUCACUGAA
This is a messenger RNA of Diachasmimorpha longicaudata, 6193 nucleotides long. RefSeq names its product ATP-dependent helicase brm (gene brm). Lineage: Eukaryota; Metazoa; Arthropoda; Insecta; Hymenoptera; Braconidae. Gene Ontology annotation, molecular function: ATP binding; histone binding; transcription factor binding. The transcript is spliced from 5 exons. The record is from RefSeq and is a predicted model, not a curated record. Bases 234 to 5678 code for a protein of 1814 amino acids. Gene Ontology annotation, cellular component: nucleus. Gene Ontology annotation, biological process: positive regulation of transcription by RNA polymerase II.